GAUGCGCAGCCGGCGCCGUCUUUACGACGGGUCGGAAAGCAGCGGCCGCAACCAGCGCGGGGCUGAGGCGGGCCGCCAUGGGGAAGAUCGCGCUGCAGCUCAAAGCCACGCUGGAGAAUGUCACCAACCUCCGGCCCGUGGGCGAGGACUUCCGGUGGUACCUCAAGAUGAAAUGUGGCAACUGUGGUGAGAUUUCAGAGAAGUGGCAAUACAUCCGGCAGAUGGACACUGUGGCCCUAAAGGGAGGCCGUGGCAGCGCCUCUAUGGUCCAGAAGUGCAAGCUGUGUGCGCGGGAAAACUCCAUCGAGAUUUUGAGCAGCACCAUCAAGUCUUACAAUGCUGAAGACAAUGAAAAGUUCAAGACAAUAGUAGAAUUUGAAUGCCGGGGCCUCGAGCCAGUCGAUUUCCAGCCCCAGGCUGGGUUUGCUGCGGAAGGUGUGGAGUCGGGGACAGUCUUCAGUGACAUUAAUCUGCAGGAGAAGGACUGGACCGACUAUGAUGAAAAAGCUCAGGAGAGUGUGGGAAUCUACGAGGUCACCCAUCAGUUUCUGAAGUGCUGAGCCCUCUCCCUGCAUCCCUACCUUCAGAGCUAGGAAGAGACAAAGUGCCCCAGCAGCAGAGCCCACUGAGGCUGGUCCCGUCCCCUCGUAUUCCGGCAGCUGUACCCGGCCCUCAGAGUCUGCAUGUUCGGCUCUGUCGGAGCUUCCACGGCUCACCAAUAAAGCUCCUGUUCAUGCCA
Lepus europaeus (European hare) is the source of this 739-nucleotide messenger RNA. RefSeq names its product CXXC motif containing zinc binding protein (gene CZIB). Gene Ontology annotation, molecular function: zinc ion binding. The coding region runs from base 78 to 560 and encodes 160 amino acids. NCBI's taxonomy places the organism in Eukaryota, Metazoa, Chordata, Mammalia, Lagomorpha, Leporidae. The record is from RefSeq and is a predicted model, not a curated record. The transcript is spliced from 8 exons.